Messenger RNA from Drosophila arizonae, 2734 nucleotides. It is a transcript of the gene SCaMC, whose product is annotated as Short Calcium-binding Mitochondrial Carrier. The record is from RefSeq and is a predicted model, not a curated record. Gene Ontology annotation, molecular function: calcium ion binding. Gene Ontology annotation, biological process: transmembrane transport. NCBI's taxonomy places the organism in Eukaryota, Metazoa, Arthropoda, Insecta, Diptera, Drosophilidae. Gene Ontology annotation, cellular component: mitochondrial inner membrane.
ACAUUAUAGAAAGUGCGACGCCACGCCCCGCUACACAACGGCCCAUCAGUUUUCAGUUCAGUUGUGUUUUUAUCUAGAAAACGUUACCGAGCCCAGAAUCAAAAUGUUUCAGCCAUAGGAAUAGACGACCGUUCGAAUAUCUAUAUAUAUCUAAAGUGAAAGGUUUGUCGGGUAUUCCUAGGGACCUGACAAAAAAAGACAAUCAAAACCAAAACAAAAGAUAAGAAGUACUCUUACUGCAUUUGAGGACAGCGUCUGCAAAAGCAAGUACAAAUACUUGAACAAACGUUUAGACGAGUCUGGAGAAUGGUUAAAAAGCAAGUCGGUUUAGAAAACAACGCGUCCUUAGUAUUAAGUCAGCAGUCUGAGCAGCAGCCGGAGAAGAAGCACCAGCAGCAGCAUCAACAGCAACAUCAAGACCAUCAUCAUCAUCAUCAUCAAGCUGAGCAAACGCAACGCCUUGAUAUCGAUUUGACACCGGAGGAGCCAAAAAACGAUUUCAACUUUGCUCGCCAGGCAACUGCCACCUAUGCGCCCAUAAACUCAGCGAACUGUCCAAACUAUGAGAGUUUGCACAAGCUGCACCUGCAACAUGCGCAUCUUGUCCCAACGACGCCCUACAAUCUCGACACUGUCCCACCACAGAGUACGGUGGCAUUGGCCGUGUCGGGCGUGCCACUCUCCAUCAUGCCCAAUGAGAUACCUGCUGAGGACGAGGAGCGGCUCGAGCGGAUCUUCAACCAACUGGAUCGCGACGGCGAUGGCAAAAUCGACAUACAAGACCUGUCAGCGGCCCUGCACGAGUUUGGACUCUCCAGUGUCUACGCGGUGAAAUUCCUGCAACAAUCGGACAAGGACCAAAGCGGGAAUGUGGGUUUCGCUGAAUUUCUUCAUUAUGUGCGAGAGCAUGAGAAGAAUUUAUGUCUGCAGUUCUCGCACUUGGACAAAAAUCGGGAUGGCAAAGUGGACUUGGAGGAGCUGAUAUCUGCGUUCAAAGACCUUGGCCUGGACAUUGACGUUGACGAGGCUACAAAACUGCUUGGCAGAAUGGACAAGGAUGGUAGCCUAAACAUAAGCUUUAACGAGUGGCGCGACUUUAUGCUACUGGCGCCCUCGACGGACAUUCAUGAUCUGAUUAAAUUUUGGCGGCACUCUACUGCGGGCGUGCAAGGAUGGCUGAUGUCGGUGAUGUUGCUAUUGGGCAAAUAUGUUAAGCUCCCGGAUACGGAAUUGUACCUCGACAUUGGCGAGGAUAUGAACGUACCUGAUGACUUUACGCAAAAGGAAAUGCAAACUGGUCUCUGGUGGCGACACCUCGUUGCCGGUGGCUUCGCUGGCGCAGUGUCACGCACAUGCACAGCUCCGCUGGAUAGAGUCAAAGUGUUUCUGCAGGUGCAAUCAUGUAAAAUUGGAAUCUCAGAUGGUAUGAAAAUGUUGCUUAAAGAAGGUGGCGUGAGCAGUAUGUGGCGAGGCAAUGGCAUAAACGUUCUCAAAAUUGCACCAGAAACAGCGCUUAAAUUUGCUGCCUACGAGCAGAUGAAGCGAUUAAUACGAGGCAAUGACUCGACACGGCAAAUGACCAUUGUUGAACGCUUUUAUGCAGGCGCGGCAGCUGGAGGUAUCUCACAGACCAUUAUAUAUCCAAUGGAAGUAUUAAAGACACGUCUAGCGCUACGCACGACUGGUCAAUACGCGGGCAUAGCCGAUGCGGCGACUAAGAUCUACAAGACAGAGGGCGGCCGCAGCUUCUACCGUGGAUAUGUACCCAAUAUUCUUGGCAUCCUACCUUAUGCAGGCAUUGAUUUGGCCGUCUACGAAACGCUCAAGCGACGCUACAUAGCGAGCCACGACAACAACGAGCAGCCAAGUUUCCUGGUGCUGUUAGCAUGUGGCAGUACAUCGAGCGCGCUUGGACAACUGUGCUCCUACCCACUGGCUUUGGUACGAACGCGGCUACAGGCACAAGCCGCCCUAACGGUAGCCAGCCAGAUACGCAAAACACAAAUUCCAUUGAAAAGCUGCGAUGCGGGGAGCAACGAAGAGACAAUGACCGGACUGUUCCGCAAGAUUGUGCGGCAAGAGGGGAUUGCGGGACUGUAUCGUGGCAUCACGCCAAACUUCCUGAAGGUGCUGCCCGCCGUUUCCAUUAGUUAUGUUGUCUAUGAAUAUACAAGUCGAGCACUGGGCAUCAAGAUGUCGUGAUUUGUUUACCCCCUCACACUCUCCUUCGUCUGCGUGGCCGUCUGCAGUGCGGAUGCCGUUAAUAUGUGCGAAGUGCGAGUGCAAAUGCGUGUGCAGUUGACUCUAGUGCUGUGCUCUACUUUGUAUAGUAGUGGUAGGUGAGAAGAUACGCUCUCUGCUGCAAUGCCAGACUUCUCUAUAAGUUAAAUGAUUAGAUGCUUUCAUUAAGUGUAGAAAAAGCCUCUUCCAUGCUCUUGGUAUAUAUUUCUGAUAAUUUAUAGUUAAAUUAGUUUUGAUUACUUUCUAAAAAUACAAAAUAAGUGAUACUAUGGCUAAUUUAUUUAUAAAUAUGGAAGAUGUGAACAUUAAGACCGUGGAACAGGGCACGAAACCGAUCACCCAGAAGUUUCUUAAUUUAUCAACAGUAGGCUCACGCCGUUGUAAUUUUAAGUGCUAAUUUAUUUAAAAAUUAAAAUGAAAACAGGUAGAUGACGCCAGAGAGCAGUUUCGGAUAAGUCAUGCGGUUGCAAUGCUUUAUCUAUAAUACCAAAAA